CUCAGGACCAUCUGCAUUAGCUCUUCCCCUUUGCUCCAGGACAUUGAUGUAGCAACUCCCGGAAAACCCCUGACCCCACACUUCCUGACCACUGUGCCAGCUGCUGCUCUGUCCUUCAUUUUGCAGCUCCAGGACAGUGCAGGCUGCAGGUCUGGCCAUGGGCCCCCAUCCCAGCCUCCUCCUGGUCCUUGUGCUCUGCCUGGCCCAGUCCAUCCACAUGCAGAGGGGGCUCCUGCCCAAACCCUCCAUCAGGGCCAAGCCGGGCCCUGUGAUCCGCCGGGGACAGCCUGCAACCAUCAUGUGCUGGAGCCCAGCUGGGGCUGGCACAUUUUGUCUGGAGGAGAAGGACGGAAAAACGGAGCUUUGGGAUCAGACAGGCACGGUUCAUGUUGAUUCACACGGGGCAGAGGCCACAUUCCACACUGACUCAAUGAAUGAACUCACUGCUGGGAGUUAUUGGUGCCGCAAUCUCAAAGGUCCCAUGUGGUCUGAGCCCAGUGAGAUCCUGGAGCUGAAGGUGACAGAUGAGGACGUCUCCACUCCACCCUCAGGCCUAUCACCAGAGCAUCUUUAUAUUCUUGUCGGGAUCCGUGUGGCCUCUCUGCUUUGUCUCCUCCUCUUGGCCUUCCUCUUAGUCCACCGUCAGUGUCAGAAAAAACGUGGGUCCCCCAGCAGCAAGGAUGAGGAGCCAAUGCCCCAGGAGAGGCUCAGCCCGACAGGUGACCUCACAGAGAGCCCAGCAGAUGUGUCCACCACAGUGGAUGAACUUCCUGAGGGAAACGGAGACAUGGACAGCCCAAGCUUUGCUGCAGGAGACCUCCAGGAGGUGACAUAUGCCCAGCUGGACCAAUGGGCCCUCACACGGAGAGCAGCUCACACCAAGUCCCCACAACCAAUGGAGCCCACAGCUGAGUCCAGCAUGUAUGCAGCCCUCCCCAGACCCUGACUUCAUGUCCACCUGGCCUCUGUACCUGGAGACACAGGAUGCCACUCUUGCAAAGGCUGUUAGCAGCCUCUUGGAGGACUUCUCUGUUAAACUGUCUCCUUCCUGAAAGUCAUCAACACAGUUUUGCUGGAGGCAAGACCUGGACUUUGGGGACCCCUACUGAAGAAGUAGGAGGUUCCCUAAGCAGGAGGUCCCACCUACAACCCACCAGCUUGGUGAAGCACAGUUGUAACUCUUGUUUCCAGAGACCCAGCUACUGGCACCUGGCUGUUUCAAGAGAUCCAUCUAAUGUUUUCCAGCAGUUUCCAGAGUGCCAUCCAAUGUCCAGCAGUUUCCAGAGACCCAGCUAAUGCUGCUCAGCUGGUUUCACCCCACCCACCUUAUGGGGUCAAACUGGCUGCCCUAUCAGGUUAAAAGGAGUCUGUACCCUAAGAACCUCUAGGGGGCACCAGCGUCUCCUUCAGAUAAUUUAGCUUUUU
Messenger RNA from Phyllostomus discolor (pale spear-nosed bat), 1425 nucleotides. RefSeq names its product leukocyte-associated immunoglobulin-like receptor 1. The record is from RefSeq and is a predicted model, not a curated record. Bases 158 to 946 code for a protein of 262 amino acids. The transcript is spliced from 8 exons. NCBI's taxonomy places the organism in Eukaryota, Metazoa, Chordata, Mammalia, Chiroptera, Phyllostomidae.